Cotesia congregata is the source of this 2086-nucleotide messenger RNA. NCBI's taxonomy places the organism in Eukaryota, Metazoa, Arthropoda, Insecta, Hymenoptera, Braconidae. The record is from the annotation of a GenBank genome assembly.
AUGGGCGAUGUAAGUGAGGGGGAGGAUGGAAAAAAAAUCUCGGAGAUAGGGCUCGAGGACUUGAUUUUUUAUCCGGGCGGCUUGAAAAGAUGCGGGGGAGGAAUGAGCUCCCCUGCCCUGGGGGGGACCGAUGACGCUACUGUGGCAAGAGUUGUCGGGAUGGUUGGCAAUUUAGCGGGGGCUGUCGCGGGAUUACCGCGGACACACUCCAUGUCGGCGCUAAGGUCCAGGCCUCCCAGAAGGGCUGUGUUUUGGGAGCAACAGUGCUUUGCUUCACCUACCAAACGUGAUUACUCUAUUGAUUUUGUAUUGAAAAAACUAUUUAAAUUAAUGCAGAAAUUUAUGCUCCAAUAUACAGAAUCAUGGCGAAGAUCUUAUCGUUACCCCGUUUGCCCAGAUACUUGCCUCGUUACGAUCCGUUAGAAAUAAUUUCCUAUCGCUCACCAAUGUACCAACAAACAAAUCACGUAGAAGCAGUGGGGCACAAGGAAGUAAUACACCACAACCACGUGUUCUGGCACCGGGAGAUGAAACCUACAUGAAAAUGGCUGUGGAGACAAUGGAGGAACUUGACUGGUGCUUAGAUCAAUUGGAGACCAUUCAAACUCACCGGUCUGUUUCGGACAUGGCUUCUCUCAAGUUCAAGAGAAUGCUUAACAAAGAGCUUUCGCACUUCUCAGAGUCUUCCAAAUCUGGUAAUCAAAUAUCUGAGUACAUCUGCACUACUUUCUUGGACAAGCAGCAAGAGUUGGAUCUACCGUCGUUGCGAAUCGAAGAUGUGGCAUCAACAAGCGGAUCCGGGGAUUCGCGAUCCGCGAAGAAGAAAGAGCGAGCUCAGAGAGGGCCAGCCGCCAUGUCCCACAUCAGCGGAGUGAAGCGUCCAUUGACCCACACAAACAGUUUCACCGGCGAGCGAGUACCUGUCUACGGAGUGGAAACUCCCCACGACGAAGAGCUCGGCAAGGUGCUGUCAGAGGUCGACAAGUGGGGCAUCGACAUAUUCAGGAUAGCCGAGCUGAGUAACAACAGACCGUUGACCUGCGUAGCCUACACGGCAUUCCAGAGCCGCGACUUGCUCAAAUCACUGGCAAUACCGCCCAAGACUUUUGUUACCUUCAUGAUGACUCUCGAGGAUCACUAUGUCAAGGACAAUCCCUUCCAUAACAGCCUUCACGCGGCCGACGUAACACAGUCGACGCACACGCUGCUCAAUACGCCCGCGCUUGAGUCCGUCUUCACGCCGCUCGAGAUCAUGGCAGCCUUGUUCGCGGCGACUAUUCAUGACGUAGAUCAUCCAGGUCUUACCAAUCAGUUCCUCAUCAACUCCAGUUCAGAACUAGCGCUGAUGUAUAACGACGAGUCAGUAUUGGAAAACCACCACCUGGCGGUAGCCUUCAAGCUCCUGCAGAACGAGGGCUGUGACAUAUUCGUAAACAUGACGAAAAAGCAGCGACAGACUGUGAGGAAGAUGGUGAUCGACAUGGUGCUGUCAACAGACAUGUCCAAGCACAUGUCGCUGUUGGCUGAUCUAAAGACCAUGGUGGAAACCAAGAAAGUUGCUGGCUCAGGUGUCCUACUGCUGGACAACUACACGGACAGAAUCCAGGUGCUGGAGAACCUGGUACACUGCGCUGACCUGUCGAACCCGACAAAACCGCUGCCGCUCUACCGAAAGUGGGUCGCGCUCCUCAUGGAGGAGUUCUUCCAGCAAGGAGAUCGGGAACGGGAGCAAAAUAUGGACAUCAGUCCGAUGUGUGACCGACAUAACGCGACUAUUGAAAAGUCACAAGUCGGUUUUAUUGACUACAUCGUCCAUCCACUUUGGGAAACCUGGGCUGACCUCGUUCAUCCGGAUGCCCAGGACAUUCUUGACACGCUUGAAGAGAACCGUGAUUGGUACCAGUCCAUGAUUCCACCCUCGCCGCCGUCUGACGACCAGCAGGGAAGCGAACAACUCUCUGAUAGAAUUCACUUUCAGGUAACGCUGGAAGAAGGAGAUGAAACAAUCGAAAACCCAGAAGAUGACGAAGACUUUACCGGCGAGCCCGGUGAUCAAGAGGCAGCCUCAGCGGACCCUGGGAUGUGA